UCGAGAGCCCGUGAGCGCGCAAAAUCAGCUGGUCUGUGUAAUCAGGCGUGCACCUUCAUAGAAAUACACGGUGUUUGACCAUGCAACAGUAGUGGUAAAACGUAGGAAGUCGCCACAGUCCCUUAUCAACAAGGCAAGAAGGAGGUAACGUGUUUAGUACUGUUCUCUUCCACUCAAGUUCGGCGUCGAGUACUGUGGUCGGGAUAGAAGAUCUGGUAUUACCUGUAGCGACGCACACACGCGAGGAGCAAGGAAGGCAUAUCUUAAGGCACCAUACCUCGUGUACCAUAUCUCUAUAUAGUUUAAACUACGGCAACUAUAUCCUUGAACGCGCGGGCCUUUCUUACAGUGCCAGGUAAACAGGAGGAGACGGAGAGUGAUUAGUAGUUCAUCUCCGUAUUUAUUAUAGUUCGAGGACUUCUUGAGUUCUUUCUCACCUGUGGACCUGUAUACACCUUGACUCACCAACACAACAACAGACCAUGGCUUCGACAGUAACACAGAAAGAUACUACGUUCACCAAAAUCUUCGUGGGAGGACUGCCUUACCACACAACAGACAAUACACUACGGGAAUUUUUCGAACAAUUCGGAGAUAUUGAGGAGGCGGUAGUGAUCACAGACAGACAGACAGGCAAAAGCCGAGGAUACGGUUUCGUGACGAUGUCUGACCGCGCUGCCGCAGAGAGGGCGUGCAAGGACCCCAACCCCGUCAUCGACGGGAGGAAAGCCAAUGUAAACUUGGCCUACCUGGGGGCCAAGCCAAGGAUCCCGGCAGGUACGCAGCCCAAUCAAAGUUUCCAAGCAUUGGCAGCCGCCGCCGCUUUUAAGGCGUACCCCGGACUAAUCGGAGCGCAGUAUGGUGUGGCUUCGAAGAUAACCCUUAAAAGCAGUGCUGACUCUGAGUGCUGGAAAUAUCCUGGAAAAACAUGGCGAACACACUACUCGUCCUCCGCGGCAAACCCAAGACUGCCUGCACAGUACAUCUAUCCGUCGUACAUGACAGCACCUACAAGUGUCAUGGCCGUCAGUCCACACUCGCCACUCUCACCGACCGGUGCCCCAGGACAGUACGCAGCCUUCGAUUAUGCAAACGCCGCAGCCGCAUACGCAGCAGGACAGUACCCCAACGGCCUUCAAGACCCAUAUGCGACCAUUUCACCCACAGCCGGAUACGUAGCCCCAACUGCAUACACAUAUGCCGCAUUUCCACAACCAAUCACAUCCCCCGCCGCAGCCACUCCCACCCUGGCCGCAGCCUAUCAGCCACAACAGAUCCAGGAGCGACUACAAUAAUGAGCUGUGAUUGGUUAGAACUGUUGACAGUUCUGCAGCAAAUGCACAAGAAGGGAUGACACAUCAAUUUUACCAUUCUUCUUAUUAUAUUAUAUUUAACAUUUUUUUUACAAAUUUUUUUAUUAAUUUUUUUUAUUUUUUUUUUGCAAAGUUGCACCAGUUGAGACUGCAUCUGUUAUGUUAACAAGCUCAAAGAAUUUAAGGACAGACAUUAGGAUCAGGGAGGCAUUCAAAGCACUGUUUGGCUCAGGAACUCAUGGUUUGCUGACUGGAAUCUCCUCAUAAUGACACCUUUCUCCUACAGAUGAACGAUAAAC
Messenger RNA from Lingula anatina, 1612 nucleotides. Its product is annotated as RNA-binding protein 24. Gene Ontology annotation, cellular component: nucleus; cytosol. Gene Ontology annotation, molecular function: mRNA 3'-UTR binding. The record is from RefSeq and is a predicted model, not a curated record. NCBI's taxonomy places the organism in Eukaryota, Metazoa, Brachiopoda, Lingulata, Lingulida, Lingulidae.